CGGCCAUUUUGAGCCGCCGCCGCCAUUGGAGUGGGCCCCCCCCUUUUUCCCCCUUCGCCUCCUGACAGGAAAGGUUUAAGGGGGACAGAGCCCUGGGAGGCCGGGCCGGGCUCGGGGGCCACCCCGGGGGCCCGGGCCAUGGAUGUGCGCCGUCUGAAAGUGAACGAACUUCGCGAGGAACUGCAGCGCCGCGGCCUGGACACUCGGGGCCUCAAGGCCGAGCUCGCUGAGCGGCUGCAGGCGGCGUUGGAGGCCGAGGAGCCCGACGACGAGCGGGAGCUCGAGGCCGACGACGAACCGGAGCGAUCCGGGCACAACAACGAGGAGGUCGAGACCGAGGGGGGCUCCGAGCUGGAGGGGACCGCGCAGCCACCGCCGCCCGGGCUGCAGCCGCACCCGGAGCCCGGCGGCUACUCGGGGCCGGACGGACAUUAUGUCAUGGACAAUAUUACCAGGCAGAACCAAUUCUAUGAAAGCCAGGCCAUCAAACAAGAGAACGAGUCAGGCUAUGAGAGGAGACAACUGGACACGGAACAGCAGCAGACCUAUCGCCCAGUAGAAGUGAAGACAGAGGUGAAGCAAGAAACACCCUCCAGCUUCAUCCCACCUGAAGCAUCUCAGCUCAAGCCAGACAGACAGCAGUUCCAGAGUCGCAAGAGGCCUUAUGAAGAAAACCGGGGACGGGGGUACUUUGAGCACCGAGAAGAUAGGAGGGGCCGAUCCCCUCAGCCUCCUGCUGAAGAGGAUGAAGAUGACUUUGAUGACACCCUCGUUGCCAUUGACACAUAUAACUGCGAUCUCCACUUCAAGGUAGCCCGAGAUCGGAGUAGUGGCUACCCACUCACAAUUGAGGGUUUUGCAUACCUGUGGUCCGGAGCCCGUGCCAGCUAUGGUGUCAGAAGGGGCCGUGUGUGCUUUGAGAUGAAGAUCAAUGAAGAAAUCUCCGUGAAGCACCUUCCAUCUACAGAGCCUGACCCACAUGUUGUCCGUAUUGGCUGGUCCCUGGAUUCCUGCAGCACCCAGCUAGGCGAAGAGCCUUUCUCCUAUGGCUAUGGAGGCACUGGGAAGAAGUCCACCAAUAGCCGGUUUGAAAACUACGGAGACAAGUUUGCAGAGAAUGAUGUGAUUGGCUGCUUUGCGGAUUUUGAAUGUGGAAAUGAUGUGGAACUCUCCUUUACCAAGAAUGGGAAGUGGAUGGGCAUUGCCUUCCGAAUCCAGAAGGACGCCUUGGCGGGUCAGGCCCUCUACCCACAUGUCCUGGUGAAGAAUUGUGCGGUGGAGUUCAACUUUGGACAAAGGGCAGAGCCCUACUGUUCCGUCCUCCCAGGCUUCACAUUUAUCCAGCACCUUCCCCUGAGCGAGAGGAUCCGGGGCACCGUUGGACCAAAGAGCAAGGCAGAGUGUGAGAUUCUGAUGAUGGUGGGCCUGCCUGCUGCCGGAAAGACCACAUGGGCCAUCAAACAUGCAGCCUCCAACCCCUCUAAGAAGUACAACAUCCUGGGCACCAAUGCCAUCAUGGAUAAAAUGAGGGUGAUGGGUCUCCGCCGUCAGCGCAACUACGCCGGCCGCUGGGAUGUGCUGAUCCAGCAGGCCACCCAGUGCCUCAACCGCCUCAUCCAGAUUGCCGCCCGAAAGAAGCGCAAUUACAUCCUAGAUCAGACAAAUGUUUAUGGGUCAGCCCAGAGACGAAAAAUGAGACCAUUUGAAGGCUUCCAGCGCAAAGCCAUUGUAAUUUGUCCCACUGACGAGGACUUAAAAGACCGAACAAUAAAGCGAACCGAUGAAGAGGGGAAGGAUGUCCCUGAUCAUGCAGUCUUGGAAAUGAAAGCCAACUUCACGUUGCCAGAUGUGGGGGACUUCCUGGAUGAGGUGUUGUUCAUUGAACUACAACGGGAGGAGGCAGACAAGUUGGUGAGACAGUACAACGAGGAAGGCCGCAAAGCUGGGCCACCCCCUGAAAAGCGCUUUGACAACCGCGGUGGUGGUGGCUUUCGGGGCCGAGGGGGUGGCGGCGGAUUCCAGCGAUAUGACAACCGAGGCCCCCCAGGAGGCAACCGAGGCGGCUUCCAGAACCGAGGAGGCGGUAGUGGUGGCGGAGGCAACUACCGAGGAGGUUUCAACCGAAGUGGAGGUGGUGGCUACAACCAAAACCGCUGGGGCAAUAACAACCGGGAUAACAACAACUCCAACAACCGAGGCAGCUACAACCGGGCUCCCCAGCAGCAGCCGCCACCACAGCAGCCGCCGCCACAACCACCCCCACAGCAGCCGCCCCCGCCACCCAGCUACAGUCCUGCUCGGAACCCGCCAGGGGCCAGCAGCUAUAACAAGAACAGCAGCAUCCCUGGCUCCAGCGCCAAUACCAGCACCCCCACUGUCAGCAGCUAUAGCCCUCCGCAGGACCCUUUGUUUCCCCCCGUUAUGCAGCCGAGUUACAGCCAGCCACCCUACAACCAGGGAGGCUACAGCCAAGGCUACACAGCCCCUCCGCCUCCGCCUCCGCCACCACCUGCCUACAAUUAUGGGAGUUAUGGUGGCUACAACCCGGCACCCUACACCCCACCGCCACCCCCUGCCGCACAGACCUACCCACAGCCCAGCUAUAACCAGUAUCAGCAGUAUGCCCAGCAGUGGAACCAGUACUAUCAGAACCAGGGCCAGUGGCCGCCAUACUACGGGAACUAUGACUAUGGAAGCUACUCCGGGAGCACACAAGGCGGCACGAGCACACAGUAGCUAGUGCCCCGUGGUCCCCAGAAGCCUCCACUGGCUUUCUCCACCAGCGCCCACCUUGGCUGCCAUGCCCACCCCCAGCAGGUCCUACAGUGCUGGGGGACAGAGUCAUCCCAGGGCUGUCUCCUCUCUGAGAGGCUCCCUCAUACUGGGCUGGGCAUUUUUCUCUGAAUUCAAACAAGCAACAAUGACCUUUUCUUUUCUCUUUGUCAUCCCCUCUCCUUUUUGACUAAAGAGUCCCCCUCCCUUGGUCAUCCAGUGAGGCUGCAGUGGCUGAGAGGAGGGCCCCUUCUUUCUGCUCCUCCCAACCCUGCUCCAGACCCUCAGCUUCCCAGACUCUCAUGCAGUUGGUUGUAAAUUCUUCCAAGAGCUGUUUUACUGUCUACUUUUCAGGAUUUAAAAAAAAAAAAUCAAAAACCUUUAAAAAAAAAAAAAAAAGGAAAGAAACCACAGACACAAGUUUAAAAUGCAGAAUGCAGAGGGAGGAAGCAGUGACAGAUUUUUUUGUUUGUAAUUAUGCUUUUUUUUAAUUUUUAGAAUUUGUCCAUUUUUAUUGUGGGUCGGCUGUUGAUAUUUCAUCAGGAUAAUUUCUGAGUUCAGGUGACAGAGGAAGAGCCACACCCUCAAAACAAAACAAAACACACACACACACACACACACACAACCACAGAAUCAUCUUUGACCUAACUUUUUAUACAAUGUCUCAGUUUCCCAUAACUUUGCACACAAGCUUCUGUGUUCAGUUGGAUUGUAACUGCUUUUUGUAUUUGGAGAGAGUGACUAUUGAACUUGAAACCUUUUA
Erinaceus europaeus (western European hedgehog) is the source of this 3535-nucleotide messenger RNA. RefSeq names its product heterogeneous nuclear ribonucleoprotein U like 1 (gene HNRNPUL1). Bases 139 to 2736 code for a protein of 865 amino acids. The transcript has 15 exons. Lineage: Eukaryota; Metazoa; Chordata; Mammalia; Eulipotyphla; Erinaceidae. The record is from RefSeq and is a predicted model, not a curated record. Gene Ontology annotation, molecular function: protein binding.